This is a messenger RNA of Ceratotherium simum simum (southern white rhinoceros), 3686 nucleotides long. RefSeq names its product argonaute RISC catalytic component 3 (gene AGO3). Gene Ontology annotation, biological process: regulation of stem cell proliferation; regulatory ncRNA-mediated gene silencing. The record is from RefSeq and is a predicted model, not a curated record. NCBI's taxonomy places the organism in Eukaryota, Metazoa, Chordata, Mammalia, Perissodactyla, Rhinocerotidae. Gene Ontology annotation, molecular function: RNA binding; protein binding.
GAGGCUUAGAUGUCGGGAAAGCCGGGGCAGCGGAACUGACGGCAGCGGACUUCCGGGGGCGGCCCCCGGGGAGGUCGGCGGCGGCGCCGCAGUCGUGGAGGGGCAGUGGGAGCGUAAGCGGCCCUGGGCGACGCAAGUUCCGCACGGGGCUCCCCUUCCUCGCCUCACGCGUCUCCUCCUUCUCGUAUAGUCCUGUGCUGCUUCCCGACGGUGGCUCUUGCUGACGAGAGCCUUCGGAGUGCGGUUGCUGAGGAGAAGCCGUCGCUACCCCACCUCGGGGCUGAGUGAGGGUGCCUGUCGCGCCGCGUCGCCCCCUGCGCCGCCUCCUUGCCCCCAGUGGCGGACGCCCUUCUCACUCGAAGCACUCCCCCCAGCUCCAUGAAUGGAAAUCGGCUCCGCAGGACCCGUUGGGGCCCAGCCCCUACUAAUGGUGCCCAGAAGACCUGGCUAUGGCACCAUGGGCAAACCUAUUAAAUUGCUGGCUAACUGUUUUCAAGUUGAAAUCCCAAAGAUUGAUGUCUACCUCUAUGAGGUAGAUAUUAAACCAGACAAGUGUCCUAGGAGAGUGAACAGGGAAGUGGUUGACUCAAUGGUUCAGCAUUUUAAAGUAACUAUAUUUGGGGACCGAAGACCAGUUUAUGAUGGAAAAAGAAGUCUUUACACAGCCAAUCCACUUCCUGUGGCAACUACUGGGGUAGAUUUAGAUGUUACUUUACCUGGGGAAGGUGGAAAAGAUCGGCCUUUCAAGGUGUCAAUCAAAUUUGUGUCUCGGGUGAGUUGGCACCUACUACAUGAAGUACUGACAGGACGGACCUUGCCUGAGCCACUGGAAUUAGACAAGCCAAUCAGCACUAAUCCUGUCCAUGCCGUUGAUGUGGUGCUACGACAUCUGCCCUCCAUGAAAUAUACGCCUGUGGGGCGUUCGUUUUUCUCAGCUCCAGAAGGAUAUGACCACCCUCUGGGAGGGGGCAGGGAAGUAUGGUUUGGAUUCCAUCAAUCGGUUCGGCCUGCCAUGUGGAAAAUGAUGCUUAAUAUUGAUGUUUCUGCCACUGCCUUCUACAAAGCACAACCUGUAAUUCAAUUCAUGUGUGAAGUUCUUGACAUUCAUAAUAUUGAUGAGCAACCAAGACCUCUGACUGAUUCUCAUCGGGUAAAAUUCACCAAAGAGAUAAAAGGUCUGAAGGUUGAAGUGACUCAUUGUGGCACAAUGAGGCGGAAAUAUCGUGUUUGUAACGUAACAAGAAGGCCUGCCAGUCAUCAAACCUUUCCUUUACAGUUAGAAAAUGGCCAAACUGUGGAGAGAACAGUUGCACAGUAUUUCAGAGAAAAGUAUACUCUUCAGCUGAAGUACCCACACCUUCCCUGUCUGCAAGUGGGGCAGGAGCAGAAACAUACCUAUCUGCCGCUAGAAGUCUGUAAUAUUGUGGCAGGGCAACGAUGUAUCAAGAAGUUAACGGACAAUCAGACUUCUACUAUGAUCAAAGCAACAGCAAGAUCUGCGCCAGAUAGACAAGAGGAAAUUAGCCGAUUGGUAAGAAGUGCAAAUUAUGAAACAGAUCCAUUUGUUCAGGAAUUUCAAUUUAAAGUUCGAGAUGAAAUGGCCCAUGUAACCGGACGAGUACUUCCAGCACCUAUGCUCCAAUAUGGAGGACGGAAUCGGACAGUAGCAACACCAAGCCACGGAGUAUGGGACAUGCGAGGGAAACAAUUCCACACAGGAGUUGAAAUCAAAAUGUGGGCUAUAGCUUGUUUUGCCACACAGAGGCAGUGCAGAGAAGAAAUAUUGAAGGGUUUCACGGACCAACUGCGUAAGAUUUCUAAAGAUGCGGGAAUGCCCAUCCAGGGCCAGCCUUGCUUCUGCAAAUAUGCGCAGGGGGCAGACAGCGUGGAGCCCAUGUUCCGGCAUCUCAAGAACACCUACUCUGGGCUGCAGCUCAUUAUCGUCAUCUUGCCGGGGAAGACACCGGUAUAUGCGGAGGUGAAACGUGUAGGAGAUACGCUUUUGGGUAUGGCUACACAGUGUGUUCAAGUCAAGAAUGUAAUAAAAACAUCCCCUCAAACUCUCUCAAACCUGUGCCUAAAGAUAAAUGUUAAACUUGGAGGGAUCAAUAAUAUUCUUGUACCUCAUCAAAGACCUUCUGUGUUCCAGCAACCAGUGAUCUUUUUGGGAGCAGAUGUCACUCAUCCACCAGCUGGUGAUGGGAAGAAGCCUUCUAUUGCUGCUGUUGUAGGUAGUAUGGAUGCUCACCCAAGCAGAUACUGCGCUACAGUAAGAGUUCAGAGACCCCGACAGGAGAUCAUCCAGGACUUGGCCUCCAUGGUCCGAGAACUUCUCAUUCAGUUUUAUAAGUCAACUCGGUUCAAACCUACUCGUAUCAUCUUUUAUCGGGAUGGUGUUUCAGAGGGACAGUUUAGGCAGGUAUUAUAUUAUGAGCUACUAGCAAUUCGAGAAGCCUGCAUCAGUUUGGAGAAAGACUAUCAACCUGGAAUAACCUAUAUUGUAGUUCAGAAGAGACAUCACACGCGAUUAUUUUGUGCUGAUAGGACAGAAAGGGUCGGAAGAAGUGGCAACAUCCCAGCUGGAACAACAGUUGAUACAGACAUUACACACCCAUAUGAGUUCGAUUUUUACCUCUGUAGCCAUGCUGGAAUACAGGGUACCAGCCGUCCUUCACACUAUCAUGUUUUGUGGGAUGAUAACUGCUUUACUGCAGAUGAACUUCAGCUGCUAACUUACCAGCUCUGCCACACUUAUGUGCGCUGUACACGAUCUGUUUCUAUACCUGCACCAGCGUAUUAUGCUCACCUGGUGGCAUUUAGAGCCAGAUAUCAUCUCGUGGACAAAGAACAUGACAGUGCUGAAGGAAGUCACGUUUCAGGACAGAGCAAUGGGCGAGAUCCACAAGCUCUUGCCAAGGCUGUACAGAUUCACCAAGAUACCUUACGCACAAUGUACUUUGCUUAAAAAGUCCAAGAAUAUUCUCUGAGAGGAAGAACUGAAAGAUGAAUCGACAUACAACGUAUGUUUCCAGUGGAGUAAUUGAGUGGGGAUGCCUCCAGCCAUACAGAAACCAACACUGUGUGGGGGCCAGGGUCUGAUCUUUAUGUUGAUACAAGGAAGAUUGUUUACUUCAUCAAGGAACACAGCACCAUUAUGCAAUAUGAAACCAGCCAACUGCUUUUUUUGUGCGGUCUCCUGUAGGAAGUAUCGCAGUUGUUUUGUUUUCACUUUCUUGUAGUCUAACCCUUUUAAUGCCUUUACCUCAAGUUGCUUGGCAGCACAAUUAUCUUUGCAAAAAAAGUAAAGAAAAAGAAAAUGAUGGUUUAAAAAAAUACACCUACAUGAAUAAUCAAAGUGAUUGUUCACAAUUAUGUGUGCAAAAAAAAUGUGCAUUCAUCUAUUCUUGUAAAAGGUAUCUGUGUAUAUUUUAAAUAUAUACAUGCAUACUUCAUAUGCAUAUAUAUCUGGAUCUACAUUGAUAAUAGAUAUAUAUGUGUCUCUGUAUAUAUUUUAUAGUUCAUUCCAUUGGGGAACUUUCCUUCCCUCUUAUUAUCCCCCCACCACCACUUUUAUUUCUCUCUCUACCUCCCUUGCCUUCAUCACCUACAUUUUUUUUCCUAAUGCUACCAGUGACAUUCAAAUGUUCAUGUAUCUGGUUCAUUUGAAUAUGAAGCAUGACAAACUA